AUGAGGGUGGUUCUCCCCCUUUCCUUUGUGUGUUUGGAGUGGGCCUUCUCAGCUCAGGAUCUGGCCCCUCCAGCCGGCUUUUGUGGGGUCGUGGGCGAAGCCAAAGCCAAAGAUGCUGAAGAUCGAGAACUGAGGUUGGCCCCUUCCGCUGCUCCUGCCUUUUCGUGCUCGGGCGCACCAGAAUGGACACGUCCUGGCCGAGCUCUCAGGCCUUCGUGCCGCGCCCCCAAGUCGCCCCAGGAAGCCAAAUCUGCACUGAGGCAAAGGAUGAGGGAGACACAGCAGCGACCAGCUAUCGCUGCGGGGGGAAGGUUGAGAUGCUGAGGCCCGGGAGAAAAGGGGAACUUUGUAGAGGUGGAGAUGCGCGCUGGAGUAGGAGACGCAGAGCCUGGUGGAAGGAGCUGACGCCAGAAGGUAGAUGGGCGCAGAAUCCAGAAGACGGGAGUUUGGGAGCAUGGCAAAGGAGGGAGAAGGGUCUGCGUGGAUGGAGCUCCCCUGUCUAGGGUGCCUUGGCUCACGUUCAGGUCUCCCGCAGAGCAGGGAGCCCACCCAGCAGAUUGGAACAAGGGAAAGGCGCGCUCCUCCUGCCUUUGGGCCUCAUCGCAGCUACAAAGGGAGGCAAAAUCCAGAGAUCCAGGAGUCCGGAGAGAGACGGGACCCACGCAGCACCUUCGGGCUCAGCACAAAAGGCACUAGGAAACACCGCCCCCGCGGAAAUCCAGGCGUCCCCGCCCUCCUCUCUCCCUGCGCGCUCCCACAGAUCCCACCGAAUCUGUGCGUCACAUAUUUUGAUUUAAAGCAACUAUAAAUUCAAACUGGGGGGGGAAAAAUCCAAACCUUCCACCUAUGCGCACAUGCCAGGCUCUCUACAGAUCCUUAGCGAGGGAAUCAUUAAAAGGUGGGAUGAGAUAGUGAGAGAUUCAGGCGCUUUUUUUGGUGUUCAAAAAAUAUUUUGAAAGGUAGUGUGUAAUCUACGAGUCUGUGAUGCGUUAGGCAGGGUGCUUUGGGGGGGGUGUCUCUCCCCCUCCCCUUGCUCUACAGAGAAGAGAUUUCUUUGAACAGAAGAAACUCGCCGUGCAAGCUCCUGGAAGCUCCGAAGGAGCUGGCGUUAAAAUAUUAGCCUUCUAGGCAGGUAGCACCGCCUUUAUGUAAGCAAUGCGACUUAGCUGUUGCCCAGUAGGUAUCAAUAUAUGCUUGAGAUAUGGGGGGUGGGGGGAGGAGAGAGACAAGGCCCCAGCGCUGUUUCCCUAGAUCCAUUGUAAAAUACCUGAUUAGGUAAGAUUGCAUCAAGUUGCCUCUGAUCUCCGUCGGCGUCAUUCUUUGCCAGAUGCUGAAUUCGCUUUCGUCGUGAGCAUCUAAGAAAGAACAGGGGGUGCGUCCACACAGCCCGCUUGGGGCAAACCGAUAAACACACGAGGCAGCGCCCGGUGGAGACCCCAGCCGUCAAUGCAAUACAAUGCGGAGUUGGUUGGUUCGGUCUGCAGUUUGCAAACUGUGGGAUCUCACUCCCCUAACAGCCAGGAUCGCAGCUUCGGCGCAGAGCGCUCUCCUGCUCCCAAACUUCACUCUCCCACUGAAAUUAAAGGGACUUGGAAACACGGGGGGGGGGGGAAUCCCACCCUGCCUGCAGGGAAAGGUCUCUGCAUAAUGCGCGGCGCAAAUGCACCGACACGUAUCGUGGAAGCCGCGCGGAUUCAGCGUGGAGCCCGCUCCGCCUGCGCGCUUUUAAAGUGUGUGUUUUAAAGGAGACUUCGACUCCUCGUUGUUGGCUAAAUUUGGGGUCUCUUCUCCCCAGCACUUCUUUAAUCGUGGGGGCGCGAUCCUGGAUGCUGCUGGCAGCUAAGAACGGGGUCCUGGCUCCGCUUUGCGCGGGUUUGUUGCCCGCGGGGACGCGCUAACCAGGCCCAGGCCUUCGAGAUGCAGAGGCAGAUCUAAGAGCCGGCGCGCCCUCGCCCAUUCCGGCGGCGGCGCUCGGCUCUCGGCCGCUUUCUGGCAGCGCAAGAAGCCGGAGAUCCUGGCGCUCCGAAGAAGGAACCGAGAGAGAAACCCGCGUCCUCCCGACGGCACCGGGGAGAGGCAGGCAAGCAGCGCGGAGCCGACGGCGCAAGGUGGCCUGCGCAACCCGCGCGCUCUGCCCGGCUCGCCGGAAGCUUCUGGCAGCCCACCGAAGCUGGAAAUGUGCCGGAUCCAGAAAACGCCGGCCAAGCUCUCUCUCCCCGCCUCGCCGGCUCCCAACAGGACGCCCUGCUUCCCCUCUCCUCGCUGCCGCAAGGUCUCUGCGUUGCGGGUCGGCUCCUCCGCCUACACCAAAGCCGCCGCCGCCACCACAUCGGUCCUUGGAUCUGCUGCGAACUGGUUCAACCGAGAGCCGGAGAGGCCACUCCAUCGUAUCUACCUCCUCCGAGGCCAGCCCUUUGUUUACAAAGGAAGCUCUGGAAAAAAGAACCGUUAA
Molecule: messenger RNA, 2452 nt
Organism: Podarcis lilfordi (Lilford's wall lizard)
Lineage: Eukaryota; Metazoa; Chordata; Lepidosauria; Squamata; Lacertidae
Source: the annotation of a GenBank genome assembly